AUGCCACUGGACGAGAAGAAUGACGAUGAAGAGGCGGUGUACGUCCAGCACCAGUCGAGCAACCGCUGGAAGCUGCCGAGCCACGAGCGGCCGAGCAAGACGCGAGCCUCCAGGGCAAACAAGAAUGACGAUGAAGAGGCGGUGUACGUCCAGCACCAGUCGAGCAACCGCUGGAAGCUGCCGAGCCACGAGCGGCCGAGCAAGACGCGAGCCUCCAGGGCAAACGUGCCAAUCACAGUUCGGAUUGACGACAUUGUCACGAAAGAACAAGAGCCAGCGUACCUCGAGUGGCAGCGCGGCAUCUCUAGUGCGCAAGAGCGCUUCGUCGCUGACAGGUUUGGGAAGGAUGCCGUCUGCAUGCUGCUCCGCAAGAGCUCGAUGAAGAACUCCAGUCGGUACAUUGUGCUGUUCCGCUUCCCGAACCGUGAGGCGGCCUUUGCGUGGGAGACCUCGAGCGAGUACCAGCACUGGGUCCGCAAGCUGACUGAGAUUGGCGUCGAGAGUACGCCCGCCGCGGACAUGGACGGCGCUGGGGCCGACACGUCCACCGACUACUUCCCCAUCUUUGACUUGGACAAGUCGUCACCACGGAUGACGAGCGAGCGGUGGCACUUCUGCUUUUUGGUGUGGUGCCAGGUGUAUGUGCUCUGCAUCUUCUGGGCUUCUGCCCUCCCCAAGCUGCUCGGCUCCUUCUACACCGAACUCAACUUCGACGCGAUGAUUCUCGUCUCGACCGUCGUGACGACCCUCACGAUGGAGCUUAUGACGAUGCGCGUCACCGUGCUCGCUGCACGCAGGAUCGGCUUCUUGGCUACGCCAGAGGACGAGGAGGAGUAG
Messenger RNA from Emiliania huxleyi CCMP1516, 837 nucleotides. RefSeq lists its product as hypothetical. The record is from RefSeq and is a predicted model, not a curated record. The coding region runs from base 1 to 837 and encodes 278 amino acids. The transcript is spliced from 3 exons. NCBI's taxonomy places the organism in Eukaryota, Haptophyta, Isochrysidales, Noelaerhabdaceae.